AUGAGCAGUCUGCAGAACCCCUUUGAGGACUCUCAGCGCUUAUCAAGCGAUUCUGUGACGUCUGACUUUUUGCACCAAGAUUCCUCGGCGCAACAAUCGCUUCUUCAAUCUGAACCAGAUGGGCUAAGAACCCACCACGACACCCGUGCGAGAACUGGUGCUCCUGGAAGACCCAUAUCCAACAAAAAUCUUCAUUUAUCACGCGAUACCGACAAACCAUAUGAUUCUUUCCUUGAACAUAAAAUAGAUGACGACGAAAAAACCGAGAAUGGAUCGGGAUUGAGCGAUUCUUCUGCUUCCGCUUCUCAAGCAGUAACACACCGGCGUAACAGUAGUGAUUUGGAAUACGACUCCGAUGAUCCGGUUCGUUUAGCAAAUGCGCUGUCUUUUGACGGUCUGGCUGGGUACUUGGAUGAUUAUGGAAACCGUUACGACCAUGUCGAUUUCGACUCUAAAGGGUAUACAAACAAGCUUUCGUUCAAGGGAAACAGACUUGUCUAUUUUACAUCGGCAUUUGUUUCAUUAUUUGUAUCGCUUUUCGGAUACGAACAGGGUGUAUGCUCAGGAAUAUUGACGUUUGUCACCUUUGACAAAUACUUUAACUCCCCAAGCUCAGCACAAAUAGGGUUCAUCAUUGCAAUUCUCGAGAUUGGUGCCAUGAUUUCUUCCUUGAUGGUGGCAAAAUUGUCUGAUAAAUUGGGAAGAAAACGCACUAUUUUAAUCGGUACUUUCAUCUUCAUGAUUGGCGGUCUGUUUCAAUCAUUUGCAUCAAAUCUCUUUGUUUUCGCCAUUGGCAGAGUGCUUUCGGGGUUCGGUGUUGGUAUUCUCCUGACAAUGGUACCCUCCUACCAGUGUGAAAUAUCUCCUUCUGAAGAACGAGGUAAACUCGUGUGUGGUGAAUUCACCGGUAAUAUUAGUGGUUAUGCAUUGAGUGUGUGGGUUGAUUAUUUUUGUUACUUUAUCCAGAACGUGGGUAAUGCUCGUAAGGACCCCCAUUCAUUUGCUGCUAACCUCCUGUGGCGGCUUCCUCUAUUCAUUCAGGUUGUAAUUGCAUUUGUUUUAUUUUUGGGUGGCUUUUUCAUAGUCGAGUCGCCUCGAUGGUUAUUGGACGUGGAUAUGGAUCAGCAAGGAUUUCAUGUUCUUUGUUUAUUGUACGACAGCUCUCCAGAUCGUGACAAGCCUCGCAAAGAAUUCUUUAUGAUAAAGAAUUCUAUCUUACAUGAACGGGUCACCACUCCAAAAUAUGAGAGAAGUUGGAGACACAUGUUACGUCAUUACAAGACAAGAGUAUUGAUCGCAUGUUCAGCACUUGGAUUUGCUCAAUUGAAUGGUAUCAAUAUCAUUUCCUACUAUGCUCCAUUGGUAUUUCAAGAAGCAGGCUUCGAAGAUUCCAAAGCAUUGCUUAUGACAGGAGUCAAUGCUCUUGUAUACCUCGCAUCUACGAUUCCACCAUGGUUCUUAGUGGACAAGUGGGGUCGUAAACCCAUCUUGAUAAGUGGUGGAGCCCUGAUGGCAGUUUGCCUAUUUCUCAUUGCCUUGUUCAUGUUUUUGGACAAAUCUUACACCCUGUCUUUAGUGGCACUUCUUGUCAUUAUCUACAAUGCAUCGUUUGGUUAUAGCUGGGGUCCUAUUGGAUUUUUGAUUCCGCCAGAGGUGCUUCCUAUGGCUAUUCGAUCCAAAGGUGUUUCGUUAUCGACCGCUACGAAUUGGCUAGCUAAUUACAUUGUUGGACAACUUACCCCAGUACUUCAAGAACUGAUAGGGUGGGCAAUGUAUCUUAUACCCGCAGGCUUUUGCAUAAUAUCAGCAGGUGUGGUUAUCGUAUUUUAUCCCGAGACGAAAGGCAUAGAGUUGGAGGAUAUUGAUAAGCUUUUUGCAGAUUAUUAUGGCAAACUGGGACCUAAAAUGAAUGAGUAUGCACUAGUCGGAAUCCGCGACGAUGCAGAUGACGACAUAGACGAUAUGGAUUACGAAAGAACAAUGUUAUAG
This is a messenger RNA of Meyerozyma guilliermondii ATCC 6260, 1989 nucleotides long. It is a transcript of the gene HGT5, whose product is annotated as Hgt5p. Lineage: Eukaryota; Fungi; Ascomycota; Pichiomycetes; Serinales; Debaryomycetaceae. The record is from RefSeq and is a predicted model, not a curated record. Gene Ontology annotation, molecular function: carbohydrate:proton symporter activity. The coding region runs from base 1 to 1989 and encodes 662 amino acids. Gene Ontology annotation, biological process: transmembrane transport; carbohydrate transport. The transcript has a single exon. Gene Ontology annotation, cellular component: membrane.